Molecule: messenger RNA, 807 nt
Organism: Babesia ovata
Lineage: Eukaryota; Apicomplexa; Aconoidasida; Piroplasmida; Babesiidae
Product: signal peptidase I, putative
Exons: 1
Coding region: 1-807 (268 amino acids)
Source: RefSeq, a predicted model, not a curated record
AUGGAUAGUGAAGGAUAUAGCCAUUCUAUCGGUGUUUCCAUCGGUAGUUCCAGCGGUGGUCUCAUCGGCGUUAUGAUCUUCGGUAUCAUCGGUGGUAUCAUCUUUGGUCUCAUCUGUGGUAUCAUCUUUGGUCUCAUCUGUGGCUUCAUUGGUGGUAUCAUCGGUAAUCUCGUGUAUGGUUUCCGGCAUUUCACCUGUCGUAUAGAGCCUAUCGUCGAUCGUACGGAGUGUAUCCUGGAUCGUAUCGAUGGUGUGGAGCGUGGGCAUAGUAACGAAGCAGGCAGUAACGAUUCAAACUGUAAAGGCGAUAAGGAUACUAGAGGCCAUAGCGGUCGUACCGGUCUUAUCCGUCGUAUGGUUCGUAUACGCUAUCGUAUUGAGUGUAUCGCUGACCGUAUCAGUAUUAUGGAGCGUAGGCAUGCUGACGAAGGAGGCAGUAACGAGGUCGGCGGUCUCUUUGGUAUAAUCACUCGUAUCAUGGUUCGUAUCAACUAUGUUAUCAUCCGUAGGCGUAGUCGCGAAGGGGAUAGUAAAUGUGAUCCUGAUUGUAGAGGCGUCAUGGAUGGUCAAGGCGAAAGGGGUAAUGAAGGUGAAGUGAAUAGUGAAGGCGCCACGAAUGGUGAACGGGAUAACAAUAUUGGAGGAGCUACCGAUAGUCAAGGCGGUACAGCAGGUAAAACGGAUAUCGGUCGUUUCAUCAGUCGUAUCGUCGAUCGUGUGCGUCGUAAAGAUAAGGGUAGUGAAGGCGGAAAUGGUCAUCAGGACGUUCGCCAUGGUAAGGAUCAGUUUGUGCCUCAAGUCGCAUGA